UACCGAGGCAAAAAAAAAAAAAAAAAAAAAAAAAGGAAAAAAGGGGAAAUUAAAAAAAAAAAAGAAAAAAGAGAAAGGAAAAGGAUUGAGAGAAAGAAGAAUGAAUGACGGUAGAGGAGAAUAGAAAAGACCGCCAGGGUAAAGCGGCCCCCGGUCGGCGGGAAGGAGCAGCUCUGGCAUGUGGGGAUCUCCGGCACCAACAGAUAUUUUGAUGGCAUGACAAAUCAGAAAGAAGAGGAUGUACUGUAUGACUAGACACAAGAUCAGUUCUGUUUGUGGAUUACAUUUUCAGUAAGAUGUAUGGAUCUAUUUUUUCCUUGUUCUUAAAUAUAGAUCAUGAGACUUGACUGAGGCAAUAUACAUAUCAUCCAUCCAUCUAUGGCGAACUACAGCCAUGCAGCUGACAACAUUUUGCAAAAUCUCUCUCCUUUAACAGCUUUUCUGAAACUGACUUCACUGGGUUUCAUAAUAGGAGUCAGUGUGGUGGGUAACCUUCUGAUCUCCAUUUUGCUAGUCAAAGAUAAGACCUUGCAUAGAGCUCCUUACUACUUCCUGUUGGAUCUUUGCUGCUCAGAUAUCCUCAGAUCUGCAAUUUGUUUCCCUUUUGUUUUCACCUCGGUAAAAAAUGGCUCUACGUGGACGUAUGGGACUCUUACUUGCAAAGUGAUUGCCUUUCUGGGGGUUUUGUCCUGCUUUCACACUGCUUUCAUGUUAUUCUGCAUAAGCGUCACGAGAUACUUAGCUAUUGCCCACCACCGUUUUUAUACGAAAAGACUGACCUUCUGGACUUGUUUGGCUGUUAUCUGUAUGGUGUGGACUCUCUCUGUAGCCAUGGCUUUCCCCCCAGUUUUAGAUGUGGGCACCUACUCGUUCAUUAGGGAGGAAGACCAAUGCACUUUCCAGCAUCGUUCCUUCAGGGCUAAUGAUUCAUUGGGAUUUAUGCUUCUUCUUGCCCUUAUCCUCCUAGCCACACAGCUUGUCUACCUCAAGCUGAUAUUUUUUGUUCACGAUCGCAGGAAAAUGAAGCCAGUCCAGUUUGUUGCAGCAGUGAGCCAGAACUGGACUUUUCACGGUCCCGGAGCGAGUGGCCAAGCAGCUGCUAAUUGGCUGGCUGGAUUCGGAAGGGGUCCCACACCUCCAACCUUGCUGGGAAUCAGGCAAAACGCCAACACCACAGGCAGGAGGAGGCUACUGGUUUUAGAUGAAUUCAAAAUGGAGAAGAGAAUCAGCAGAAUGUUCUACAUCAUGACAUUCCUCUUUCUGACCUUGUGGGGUCCCUAUUUGGUAGCCUGUUACUGGAGAGUUUUUGCAAGAGGGCCUGUAGUACCUGGGGGAUUUCUAACGGCCGCUGUCUGGAUGAGUUUUGCCCAAGCUGGAAUCAAUCCUUUUGUCUGCAUUUUCUCCAACAGGGAGCUGAGGCGCUGUUUCAGCACAACCCUUCUUUACUGCAGAAAAUCCAGGUUACCAAGGGAACCUUACUGUGUUAUAUGAGGGAGCAUCUGUAAAUCUUUAGCCUUGUGAAACACUACCAUUCUCUGCUAAGCAAUUGUGGCCUGUAGCCAUGUCUUGAGGAGAAAAUCAAGAAUGGGACGUCAGCAGCUGUAAGGAUUUGGGCAACAUUCUGCAGUCUCUGCAAUAGCUCACCUCUAAUCCUGUUUUAAACCUAAACGUGUUCCUGCUGACCACUGCUGAAGGUUUGUAAUUAAGAACAAAGGACUGAACUACUGCCCUGAAUUCCUUUAUGUGGUUGAAAUCUAGAUUAUGAAAGUAGCAGGUGCUAAGUAUCAGUGCUAAAUGCUGUGUAUAUCACUACAUAAAAUAAGAACAUCAAAAAGAUUAGCAUUGGACAUCUUAAUAAAUUAAGUUGAUAUGAGGUUAAUGUGUUGAUAAAACUAAUUUUAGACAUCUGAAGACCUUUAAAACAUUUCAUACAAUUAUUAUUUUGCAAAGACUGAAAACUGGGGACUCAAGUACUGUAACUGAUUAAAGAUGUGCCAUGCAUUAUUGGAUUAUCACACUUACAAAUCUGUUUGCCUUGUGAGUAAGUUUUGGGGAGCAUUCCAAAGCAGUAUUUUUGUUCAGUUUUUGACUUUAAUUUUUUUUUUUCUCCAAAUAUAUUACUCUUUCUAAUUACCAUUUUCCUUAACAGUGAAAUUACUAACCUUUAACUGUAUUCUGUGUUUUUUGCUGAUUUGGUAUAAAGUUUAAUAGACUCUUAUUUAUAUUUUUUAAAAAGCUAGAUAUCAGUCUGUUAGGCAACGUUAAUGAUAAUAUCCAGUCAUAAUUGAACAGUUAUAAUUAUACAGAAUAAACACAUGUUGCCUUAAAGGGUUAUCUAGUAUCUUCCAUUUUGUUUAGCAUUGAAGCAAAUAAGCAAGGAAAAUUGAAUCAAUAACUCUGGUCAGUCAUUUGGGAGUGCAUGAAAGAUCACUUAGUCCUCUUUUUUCCUUUUUACUCCAAUGGUUCCCAAAAUCAAUAUGCACAUCACUGGGAUUAUAUGAUUUUUUUCUAGGUGUGCCGCCCUUUCUAGUUUGUUCUGAGAAACACAGGCAGUUGGUGUAUGUUUAUAUUUUAAGACAGCUGUCAUGGGGAGACCGCAGCCUUAGUAUGAUAUCUUGCACAAUUUGUGAAGCAUUUAUUCUACUGAAGGCACAGUCUUGUUUAUAUUUUCUGCACAUUUUGGUGUAUUGGUUGUUUUAAAUUAUUUAAGUUUUAACUUGUGAAAGCAUAUACUAUGAUUUCUUAGUAUUUUAGAAAUACAUUAGAGUCUGUGAGUCUUUCCUUCUUUAAGAUACAGAUGUGUGGAUUUCAAUAUAAAGUUGCAUUUGCCAAAAUUUACCUGUGUAGCUUGUUAAUUUUCUUGGAAUAAAAUUUUACAUUUUUCCAGUUAUACAA
Haemorhous mexicanus (house finch) is the source of this 2895-nucleotide messenger RNA. RefSeq names its product G protein-coupled receptor 85 (gene GPR85). The transcript has 2 exons. The record is from RefSeq and is a predicted model, not a curated record. NCBI's taxonomy places the organism in Eukaryota, Metazoa, Chordata, Aves, Passeriformes, Fringillidae. The coding region runs from base 379 to 1491 and encodes 370 amino acids. Gene Ontology annotation, cellular component: plasma membrane. Gene Ontology annotation, molecular function: G protein-coupled receptor activity. Gene Ontology annotation, biological process: G protein-coupled receptor signaling pathway.